Molecule: messenger RNA, 3491 nt
Organism: Choloepus didactylus (southern two-toed sloth)
Lineage: Eukaryota; Metazoa; Chordata; Mammalia; Pilosa; Megalonychidae
Gene: INPP5J
Product: inositol polyphosphate-5-phosphatase J
Exons: 14
Coding region: 344-3163 (939 amino acids)
Biological process (GO): phosphatidylinositol dephosphorylation; negative regulation of peptidyl-serine phosphorylation
Cellular component (GO): plasma membrane; cytoplasm; ruffle
Molecular function (GO): phosphatidylinositol-4,5-bisphosphate 5-phosphatase activity; phosphatidylinositol-3,4,5-trisphosphate 5-phosphatase activity
Source: RefSeq, a predicted model, not a curated record
GAGGGAGCCCAGGCUGCUGGGGGCUGCAGACAUGGAGGGCCAGAGCGGCAGUGGCAGCAGGAGGCCGGGGACCCGGGAUGGCCUGGGUCCCCUGCCCAUGCCCCAUAGGAUUUCUCAAACUGGGGCACCCUCCAAGGGAUCUCAGUUUCUCCAUCUGUGAAAGGGGUUUCAGACUUGAGGGAAUGGAUAGGGCUCUGUGUCCUGUCUCCUCUAAGAGAGGAGCUGACUUGCAGCAGAUUGGAUUUAGGUGGACUCAAGUUUUCAGCUCCCGGUGAAGGAAAAUGCAGCCCCAUUACCCUCGGAACCAAGGUUGGCUCUGGCACCUGUGGGGUCACGAGCAGCUAUGUCACCUUCCUCAGAGGGGCCGAGGCUGGCUCUGGCGUCUCCCCGGCCCAUCCUGGCUCCACUGUCCUCUCCUGGGAGGCAGAAAACAGCUUCAGCCCUUCGCACCUCCAGCCUGGCUCCUACAUCUGUGGGCCAGUUGGUGAUGUCGGCCUCAGCUGGGCCAAAGCCUCCCCCAGCGACCUCAGGCUCCAUCCUGGCUCCAACAUCUCUGGAGCAGCUCGUGAUGUCUGCCUCGGCCGGGCCGAGGUCUCCCCCAGCCACCCUGGGGCCCAGUCUGGUUCCGGCUUCCAAGGAUCAGAAGAAGCAGGUGCCACCUGCCUCCGUGGGACCCAAGCCAGCACUGGCAUCCUCAGGCCUGAGCCUGGCCCUGGCUUCUGAAGAGCAGCUCCCACCGCCCCCAUCCCGCCCCUCCCCAGUGCCCAGUCCGGCAUCGUCACCCUCUCAGGAACAAGCCCCCACUCCAGCAUCCUUGUCAUCAGCCCUGGCCUCUGUGGGAUGGACACCUGCCAGACAGAGGGAUGCCCCUGUCCCUACACCUCUCCCUGCUUCUGAGGGGCAUCUCCAGCCUCCAGCUGAGGCAUCUGCUCCUAAGGGCUCUCCGUCCUCAACCCAAGCCCCCCCGGACCCCCGGCUCUCCCCCUCCUUCCGAGCCCGACCUGAGGCUCCCCGUAGCAGCCCUGAGGAUCCCGUCCUGUCCCGGCCACCCCAGUCCCUGCCCCUGGAUGUGGGCCAAAGCCCUCCAGAGCCUGGCACCCAUUCCCCCGGACUGUUGUCUCCCACCUUCAGGCCAGGGGCUCCCUCGGCCCAGACGGUGCCAUCUCUGCCCAAGCCGCCCCGGUCUCCCAGCCGCUCCCCGAGCCGCUCCCCUAGCCGUUCCCCCUGUGCCCCCCUAUCCCCUGAGAUGGCCCUCCCCAGGCCUGGCAGCCAGAGCGUGGGUCCUGGUGGGCGCCUGAGCCCCAGCCUUCAGCCCCGAAAAGUCCCAGUUCCAGUCACCACCUCCCCUUCUACGUCCACUUCGCCAUCCUCUUCUUGGUCGGCUCAGCCUACCUGCAAGAGCGACCCCGGAUUCCGGAUCACUGUGGUCACCUGGAACGUGGGCACCGCCAUGCCCCCUGACGAUGUCACGUCUCUCCUCCACCUGGGCGGCGGAGAUGACAGCGACGGCGCCGACAUGAUCGCCAUAGGGCUGCAGGAAGUAAACUCCAUGAUCAACAAGCGGCUCAAGGACGCGCUCUUCACCGACCAGUGGAGCGAGCUCUUCAUGGACGCACUGGGGCGCUUCAACUUCGUGCUGGUGAGCACUGUAAGGAUGCAGGGCGUCAUCCUACUGCUGUUUGCCAAGUACUUCCAUCUGCCCUUCCUGCGGGACGUGCAGACCGACUGCACUCGCACCGGGCUAGGCGGCUACUGGGGCAACAAGGGCGGAGUGAGCGUGCGCCUGGCAGCCUUUGGGCACAUGCUCUGCUUCCUGAACUGCCACCUGCCGGCGCACAUGGACAAGGCAGAGCAACGCAAGGACAACUUCCAGACCAUCCUCAGCCUCCAGCAGUUCCAGGGGCCCGGCGCGCAGGGCAUCCUGGACCACGACGUCGUCUUCUGGUUCGGGGACCUGAACUUCCGCAUCGAGAGCUAUGACCUGCAUUUUGUCAAGUUCGCCAUCGACAGCGACCAGCUUCACCAGCUCUGGGAGAAGGACCAGCUCAAUAUGGCUAAGAACACCUGGCCCAUCCUAAAGGGAUUCCAGGAGGGGCCCCUCAACUUUCCUCCCACCUUCAAGUUUGAUGUGGGUACCAACAAAUAUGAUACCAGCGCCAAGAAGCGGAAGCCAGCCUGGACAGACCGUAUCCUGUGGAAGGUCAAGGCUCCAGGUGGGGGUCCCAGCCCCUCAGGACGUGCAAGCCACAGGCUCCAGGUGACCCAGCACAGUUACCGCAGUCAUAUGGAGUACACAGUCAGUGACCACAAGCCCGUGGCUGCCCAGUUCCUCCUGCAGUUUGCCUUCAGGGACGAUGCCCCCCUGGUGCGGCUGGAGGUGGCCGACGAGUGGGUGCGGCCGGAGCAGGCUGUGGUGAGGUACCGCAUGGAAACGGUGUUCCCCCGCAGCUCCUGGGACUGGAUCGGCUUGUACCGGGUGGGUUUCCGCCACUGCAAGGACUAUGUGGCUUAUGUCUGGGCCAAACACGAGGAUGUGGAUGGGAGCAUCUACCAGGUGACAUUCAGCGAGGAGUCGCUGCCCAAGGGCCAUGGAGAUUUCAUCCUGGGCUAUUACAGCCACAAUCACAGCAUCCUCAUCGGGGUCACUGAGCCCUUCCAGAUCUUGCUGCCUACCUCAGAGCUGACCAGCAGCACCACAGACAGCUCAGGCGCCAGCUCGGAGGACGAGGACGACAGCACCCUGGAACUGCUCGCCCCCAAGUCCCGCAGCCCCAGUCCUGGCAAGUCCAAGCGGCACCGUAGCCGCAGCCCGGGCCUGGCCCGUUUCUCCAGCCUCGCCCUGCGGCCCUCGUCCCGCGAACGCCGAGGUGCCAGCCGCAGCCCCUCACCCCAGAGCCGCCGCCUGCCUCGGAUGGUCCCCAAAAGGAGCAGCGAAGGCAGCAGCCAGGGCAGUAGUGAGGAGGGGCCCCCCACGCUGCCUGGCUCCUGGGCCUUCCCGCCGGCAGUGCCUCGUAGCCUGGGCCUGCUCCCUGCCUUGCGCCUGGAGACCGUAGACCCAGGUGGUGGUGCCUGGGGCCCUGAUCAUGAGAUCCCGGCUCCCGACAGCCUCUCUCCCAGUCCCCAGGGCCAGCAGGGGCUGGAAGAGGGGGGCCUGGGGCCCUGAAGGGCAGGGUGGACAGGUGAGCCCAGGUGGCACCCACUCUGCCCACAUCUUCCGUGAACCUGCCUGCCUCCCUCCUGCUGCUGCUCCAGCUGAAGCUGUACUUGCCACUCUGUCCUGGCCAGAGGGGGCCAACUAGGGUCCCCCAAACCUCAGUCCCAGCACCUCAACUGGGACAAUCAGCAAAGCCCUGACUUGACCCCCAUCUGGGAUGGGGAGGAAGGGGAAUCUCUGGCAGAUGUCCCAAGCCUGAAGAUCAUCCAUUAGGAAUUAAAUUCUCCAGCCUCACUCCCGGCUCCCUCCUAACUGGUUAGCGGACUGGGGUGGGGAU